Molecule: messenger RNA, 5051 nt
Organism: Atta colombica
Lineage: Eukaryota; Metazoa; Arthropoda; Insecta; Hymenoptera; Formicidae
Exons: 9
Coding region: 549-4010 (1153 amino acids)
Source: RefSeq, a predicted model, not a curated record
UUAUUCAUUUUUCUUCAAAUCAUCUUUCGUGACUCUCGUGACGAUCAAAAGCUCAAUGAGCUAAGCACACCCCUUCAGGAAGUUAUAAGGAGCGAUCGCGACGAGUGUGCGCGUGAUAAGCACGCUUGAGUAGAAGGCGAGUUGUGUGGUAAGUGCCAUACGUGCCGCUGCGUGCCGUUGCGUGCCGCGGAGAAAAGUCAGAGAGUGCGUCUCCUUAUUAGAGGAGCACACAGCUGGCACGGGUCAAGAUGUAAGCUGUCAAGGUGCGGGGAUGUCGCGCUAGAGAAGAGCGGGUCCAGGCUGAGAGAGAGAGAGAGAGAGAGAGAGAGAGAGAGAGAUAGAGAGGGGGGGGGGGGCGAGAGCAAAACGGAGAGAGAAUCAGACCUGGCAUACUCUAGCAUAUACUGACAUACACAAGGGUUACACGAGGGGAGAAUAGAGAAAUGGAGUAGCUGCAGAAAAAGGGGAAAAGGAGAUCGAUCGGUUGGCCAAUAGCUGUGGCAUGGAGGACAUCAGACUAGGUAUCAUCGUGAUCUGAAUGCUCAAAAAUGGCGUCAAGUUUGCCAAAUGUUCAUCAAAAGAAGCUUGGACCAGCACCAAUAGCAUCCUUCGAGGACUUAUCCGAGGAAGUGGAAAACGGAGAAUCGGCGGCGGCGGCGGCGGCGGCGGCGGCGGCAGCGGCGGUAGCGGCAGGGCGAAUGCCGGGUAUCGUCGAGGUCACCACGCCGGCAACGCCUGGUAGUUCGCUCAAGACCCCUAGCACGCCACGAAUUGAUAUCAGUAGAGCGAGCAGUUCUUCGCAUCAUGAGGAUAGUAAUUCCAGGGAUUCGUCACCUGAACGAGAGCUUCUUGCAGGUGCGGAUCCUCCGUCCGGUUGCAAGCUGACUCUGGGUUAUAAGGAAGACGCUCAAGAUCUCAGGUCUUCUACGGAGGAGCUGGAUUUACAGGAUCCCAUCCAUGAACAAGAUCUCAAACGAGAGUCCAAAAGGCGAAAACGAAAGGAGACCGAUGGAUCCCAAUCGGAUUAUAGCGGCAAGCAGCUAGGUCAGGACCGUGAACGCAAGGACAGUAAUUGCUCGGAGAUAUGUUUGCUCAACAUCAGCGGUAGAACAUCUAGAUUGUCGUCGGUUGGUAGUCAAGGCUCCGGCGUCUCGGGGAAGCUCUCGGUUAUGUCAGCAACUUCCUCCAGAUCUCCCAGUCCUCACAAAUGUCUACUGGAGACGUCGUUCUGCGGAAGCAAGCCGACGUUGGCUGACAAUCUAAUAGAGCCGUCGAAACCGGAGACUGAUGAUCUCGAGAAAAUACUCUUGAAGCGGGAGGCCGAUACUACGAAGGCGUUGAUUCCCGAGAGUAUUAAAGUGCCUAUGGUAGGUGGCAAUCUGAAGCCAGAUCCGUUGGAUAAGCCCAGAAGACGCGGUCGUGAGGAGCGGAAAGAAAUCUUCAAACGAGAAGUGGAAAUUACUAAAAGAUUUUUGGAGAAAGUUAAUAUAGAGGUUCCGAUCAUCAAAAAAUCGGGCCAACAACAAGGAUCGAUAAUGCAACAACAGCAUCAACAGCAGAAACAGCAGCAACAACAGCAAUAUCAAUCAAAGAUUCAAAUACAAGAAGUUCAGAAACCUGCGACACUUGAUUUUAACGACAAAAGGAAAAAAGCUCAAAACUUUAAGGAGAUUGUUCAGACGCCUACGACAGGUAGUCUUACUGGAAGUCCCAAAUUGCCGAGACAUCAAAAAGUUCGUGAUUUGGAAGGUUCGCGAACACCCAGUCCAUCGUCUGUAUCUAGAAAAAGUAGUUUCGCUUCAUUAUUUAAGACUAGAGCCGAAGGUAACGUAUUGAGCCCAGAAUCACCAUCACCUAGCACAAAGCCACGACGGAGUCUGACAUCGAAAUUGAAGGAUACUACAGAGAGUUUGAGAAGUCGUUCAAAGUCACGCGAAAGAGUUUCUGUUGACAAGGGUUCGAUCUUGAAAAAAGAUUCGAAGAAUAAAGGAGUGUUUUCGUCUACGCUGAGUUUAUUUAAAAAACGUGAAAGGAAGAAGAGCUACGAUGAGGUAAUCGCGGCUUCGUGCGAUCUUGAAGUCGCUAGUGGAGAUGAACACCCGUCUCUAGAGAGCAUUGGUCACGUAGAGUUUACAUUCAACAUGGAAAAGGAAAAGAAUCAUCAGGAUGAUUCGAUCUUUAUUAGUCUGCAUGCUGAUGACAGAAAUUACGAGGAAGCCUUGCCAUCAGAGAGUGUCUCGAUACCAUUGGAAACACCGACCAAAUUACUGGAUGAGUACGAGUCUGAGGGACCGCAUACGAGUAGUAUAAUCACAGAGGUGUCUAUUGAGCACCAUCCAUCGUCGAUUGCCAAGAUUAGGACCGAGGCGCAGAUUGAGACGGUUACAGCUACGCAAAUUGCAUCCAGAAGUUUGUCCAGAAAUAGCCAGCUGUCGCAGAGCGAGCCAAAAGAUUCGAAUACACUAAAAAGUUCGUUAAGGGACUCGAAAAUCAGCGCGCAGGCUAACAAAAUAGUCGGAACGUCGCCACUAGCCAAGUCAUCGACUACGAUUAAACCAGAUAUUAAACCGGCGAUUACAUCGGAAAUUAAAUCGACAGACUUACGAACGUUGCCUGGUGGCUUAUCGAGAGAGUCUACCGGCAAAAAACUGGACAUAACAAAACCGAAGAGAAAAAGCAAAGAGAAUCAGCAGCAGCAACCAAAACUAUCUGAGAGGAUAAGCGACGAUGUAGCGAUGCAACAGAAAAGAGUAAGCUCGGGUGAGCCUUCUCGAGCUGCUCAAGAAACUAAAAGACUCGAUCACUUCGAUGAUAAGAUUGGCAAAUCGUUAGAACAGGAAGGUCUAGUAAAAGCGCCCAGUAUGAUAUCCGAUCUGGAUCAUAACAGUUCCGAAUCCGAAAGAGAUUCGGAGAUUGAAUUUAUUCGCAAUAAGGUCGAGAAACUGACCGAGGAGCUACCAGACGAGCGAAAGGGUCUCUUCUAUGAGGAGAGUUUUGAAGAGGAUCUUCCAUAUAUACCGACGACCCUGCCAUUAGAGAAGAGCGUAGCUGUACCCAUUCUACCAGUUAAACAACGACUUCAGGAAGUAAGAACAAUUCCAAUCGAGAGACCGCGCUCAACAACGCCAAUAAAUCCGACCUUGUUGGAUGAGUUUGUAAUGCAGACAUCGCUGGAUGAAAGGCGCGUGGAGCGGAUGAAAAUAUCUCUGCCGCGAGAGGAUAGCUUCAAGUUGAAAAGUCCACGACGGCAAUACACCAGUACAGCGAAUACGUUCACAGAAUUUGCAGGCAAGGUGCCGCCGGAUGGCGGUCGCAAAGGCGCUACUAAUCAAGGGAAAUCACCUAGUCCACCUCCACUGCCACCGAGAGCAUCAACAACAGCAUUAACAGCGACAACGGCGGCAGCAGCAACGGCAACAGCAGCGGCAGCAGCAGCAGCAUCAGCAGCAUCGUCAUCAUCAUCAUCAUUAUCGGCAACAUCAGCGACAGCAGCAGCACGGCUAAGCAACUGGAUCAACUUUGAAGAGAUACCAGAGAAGCGAAAAGCACCGAAACGGAUACAGACGAUACCGCGGCCAGAGGAUGAGAUCGCAAAGACUGUCAGCAGUAGUUAUAACUAUGUGCAACCGGAAGAGUGCAAGUGCGAGUGCCAUGAGGAAUCUAGGCGGGCGUCCAUGCGGGAGGUAGCGGUGGCAACGGCUACAGCUGUCGCCGUCACAGCUACCACCGGCAGUACCAGUACCAGAACUUCCUCUUGCAGUAGUAACGGCGAGCGACCGUGCAAUGGCGAAAACUGUACGGUGCCGACCGUUGGUGGCGGUAGUUCGGUCGAUCGCGCCAGUAUCGUCAGUGACAGUUCGCUGGAGUGUUCGCUGAGUCUCGACGACAGUCAGAGCACGCAGGUGCUUCUCGGCAACUCGACGAAACCCUUCGCAAUGGAUCUCGACGUGCGUUCCAACAGGUCGAGCAUCAUAUCGCAGGAGGAAAACGACGAGAAUCAGCACCAAUAAUAAUUAAUAUAACAAUUGUAAUAGUAAUACUCGCAGUAGAGCGCACUUACGCCUUAGAAUCUUUGGAUUUUUCUUUUCUACGUGUGGAAAGAUUAAUCCGAAUUCUUCUGCGACGAGUCAAAGAAUGAUUCAAUUCCGAAAGAGAUGUGCGCCAUCGUCGCAUUCUCCCGUUGCAUUUUCUUUUUCUAAGAAAAGUUUUUAAAACUGGGAAACCGAAUCUUAUUGAAUGAUGUCGGAAUCUGUUCUCCGCUUUUUGGUAGAUCGUAGCAGGCGCGCGAUCAAACUUCUGAUAGUUGAAAGUACAUGUGUAUGUACAUCGCUGCGCGCUCUUGUGUCUUCGAAAUCGAAUUUCGAAAUGUCUUUCGUCUUCGGCGUCACACAAUUGUUUAUCUGUACAACAGUGUACGCCAAUCGGACCAUUUUCGUAUAAUUGCACCGCGUCAGAUUUACACAUCACUGUUAAUAUACACUUUCGCAUGAUACUUUCGCGAGUAUAGAAUUAGGUAUCACUGCAGCAGUAUAUCGCGAGUUCUUUCUUUUUCUUUUUCGUUCUUAAUUUUCCCUUGGAUUAAUUAAAGUUGCGCUCACAUUAUGAUUCAUUACGAUCGAUUAAUUAUUAUUCCUAAUUGAAAAGCUCAUUUCUUUAUAUCGUUGAAAGUUGAAACGAGGUAAGAGAAUGAAAUGAAGAAUACCGCAUGUCGCAAGUUCUUUUCCAAAUAUACAUUUGAGAAUUUUUUAAGAAAAACCGCGGUCGACGAAAUUUCUUAUUCUUUCUAUUGUGUUCGUAUCUUUAAAGUUUAUCAUACGCAUGCAUACGCGGUGAUAUUUUGUUAAAGGUAGACAGAUAUUUUGUUAGAGGCACCCAGGAUGGUGGCUCGCUAAUAUUUCUCUAUUAAUUAAUCAAUCACUAAUUUUUUCUGAUGAGAGAAUCGCAUCAUGUUGUAUCGAUGAUGCUUGAGCAUCGCUCGUAUCUCGUUUUUUUGAAAAAAAAAAGGUAGAAAAAGAUAGAAAAAAUAAAAUAUAUGCACGCGCGCACGCACG